Molecule: messenger RNA, 2836 nt
Organism: Myripristis murdjan (pinecone soldierfish)
Lineage: Eukaryota; Metazoa; Chordata; Actinopteri; Holocentriformes; Holocentridae
Gene: ogal
Product: O-GlcNAcase like
Exons: 17
Coding region: 322-2424 (700 amino acids)
Biological process (GO): glycoprotein metabolic process
Molecular function (GO): beta-N-acetylglucosaminidase activity
Source: RefSeq, a predicted model, not a curated record
GCGCCGUCAACAUGCCACUGACAAGGUGGGCAUGAGCUGAACUUCACUCACUGCUAAACAACAUUAUUCCCGUUCGCCCAAAGUAUUUACAACAGCGGACUACCAUGUUUGUGUUACGCAACGCUGCUGUGCUCGAAACGCCCCGCUGUGCGCAGGUGUGAGGAGGAGGAGGAGGAGGGUGACUGUGCAAUAAAAGUCCAUCAAAUAAAUGCUGUCAUGCAGAGCGAUGACUGACAAGAGCGCGCCGUCAGUGUCCGAGCUGCUGUCCGAGCAGUGAUCUGAAACACAGUGCAGCCGAGAAGCCAAAAGUCAGCUCACACCAUGUCGAAAGCCGGCGGUGCAGAGCGGGGAUCCGGAGCCGGGACCAGGCGGUUCAUCAGCGGGGUGGUGGAGGGAUUUUAUGGGCGACCAUGGACUAUGGAGCAAAGAACAGAGCUGUUUAAAAGGGAACAGAAGUGGGGUUUGAACACGUACCUGUACGCCCCCAAGGAUGAUUACAAACACAGAAUGUAUUGGAGAGACCUGUACUCUGCUGAGGAGGCAGAACAACUGAUGGCACUGAUAUCUGCAGCCAAAGAGCAUGACGUCGAGUUCAUCUACGCUAUCUCCCCUGGCCUGGACAUCACCUUUUCUAACCCCAAAGAGGUUGCCACCCUCAAGAGGAAACUAGAUCAGGUGAGGGAGUUUGGCUGCAGGUCGUUCUCUUUGCUGUUUGACGACAUCGAGACGGAGAUGUGUCCGGCUGACAAACAGGCGUUCAGCUCCUUUGCCCAUGCUCAGGUUGCCAUCACUAAUGACGUGUACCAGCACCUGGGAGAGCCCGAGACCUUCCUCUUCUGUCCCACAGAUUACUGUGCUGCAUUCUGCACUCCCAACGUGUCCCAGUCCUCUUACCUCAACACUGUGGGAGAGAAGCUGCUGCCCGGGGUCGACGUGCUGUGGACGGGUCCCAAAGUGGUAUCCCACCACAUCUCUGUUGAGUCCAUAGACGAGGUGUCUUCUGUCCUAAGGAGGGCGCCAGUCAUCUGGGACAACAUCCACGCCAACGACUAUGACCCCCAGAGGCUCUUCCUCGGACCGUAUAAGGACCGUCCCACCGAGCUGAUUCCCAAAUUGAAAGGGGUGCUCACCAAUCCCAACUGUGAGUUCUACCCAAACUUUGUGGCCAUCCACACUCUGGCUACAUGGUGCAAGGCCCCGGCUGAGGGAGGACAGAGGGACGUGGAGAUGAGCGAUGAGGAGCAGGACCUCUGCUACAGCCCCCAGAAAGCCCUGACCCUCGCCCUCACUGACUGGCUGCAGGAGUUUUUCAACACGGACCAUCCAGGAGGUCCUAGUCGUCAUCCCGCUCGCCUGAAGAAAGAAGCCUCAGACGAGGAGCCCAUGCAGACAGACCUGGGGGAGGCCACGUACGUCCCGGGACCCAAGGAGAACCCGCUGUACACCGCAGAGCCGCUGACCUUGGAGGACCUGAACCUGCUGUCGGAGCUCUUCUACCUGCCGUACGAACACGGGGCCACAGCCAGGACCAUGCUGCAGGAGCUGGACUGGCUUAAAAACCACAGCAGGGCCGCUACCGUACAGACAGACAAGACAGCCGAGUGGUGCUCCCGAGCGCAGCGUUUUGACGACAUGUGCGACGCGGUGGUGCAGAUGUUCAACCGCCUGUCGAACGCACCCAACCGUAACAUCCUGUACGACCUCUACAACUACAUCUGUGACAUCAAGAGCGGUGUCGGCCUGGCACGAGCCUAUGUGAAAACACUAAGAGGGCAUGGUCAACCGUCCGACCAGCUCAUGAAUGAUGAUCCUGAACCCUGGGGCUUCAGAGGAGGCCUCUCCGGAGAGUUCCAGAGACUGCUGCCCGGCCACGGGAACAGGGACCUAUUCCGACACCCUCCCAUGACGGCGGUGUACUCCAUACGGCCGUACUGCCCCGAGGACAAGGGGGAGGUGCAGAGGAUUUUUAGGGAGAUGCAGAGAGCAGGAGAGGGCAAAGCCUCUGCGAUGACACAACCUGAGCUUAUAAGUGAUGGUCUGUCAGCAGGUGAAACAUCCCCUUCCUCUCAGUGCGGUUUUGUGCUGGAGGAUGAGAAUGGAGUGUGCGGCUACGCCCUGGCGCUUACCGAUGCAAAACCAGCUGCAGCCAAGGUCCAGAGGGUGAUAAGUGAUUCAGUGCUUAAGGACUUCCCGUCCCUGGUCACCAUGCAGCUGCUGCCCCGGGUCACUGACCCCGCCCCUGCCAAGCGUAUGAUCAGCAGCCUGCUCUCAUCCAUCAGGAGCUCCGGUUCCAGAGGAGUGUUCUGUGAACUGAGGCAGGACGACAGGAGGAUGGUCGACUUUUACACUAAACUGGGCUCCUUCAAAACCAUUAAACCAGCUGGUCUACCUCAAGACGUUCUUGCCAUGGGAGCAAGCUUGUGAGCAAAGUCACCUGGUGUGUUGCCCUCAGGUUUGAAAUGUCCAUCAGAAAAAGGGACCGGCUUGUACAUUAACUGGUAACUGAAACCUGUUUAACCAAUGCAGUCGACCUUUUGAUCAGUUUGAUCAGUUUAUAUCAAAUUUAUCUGUGAAAUGUUAGCAGUUUGUCAAUUUCCACCCCAAAAGGUGAGGCAUUACUUAACAACAAUAAUAAUAAUGGCUUAUGAAAUUUGUAGAACAAGGAAUUAUGUAUGUUGUGGUGUCAAAAGUGUAAGACCACUGAUUUUUUAGAAAUUAAAAGGGUAAAUCAUUUAAUGUAUAGGCAUUAUUUUUUACAUAGUAACACAAAUGUAAUACACAACAUGUAGGUUGUUUUAACCCGGCUUAAUAAAAUUGAUGGCAUAUUGUGUACUGA